UCAUUUGAUUUAUAGCCGUAAACAGGCGCACUGAGAAAUUCUUUCAAUUGUAAGUUGUUUGCUUAUUUUCUUGAUUUUUCUUUGUUUGUCAGCCAUAAUGUAUAGAUAGAUAACAAACGUAUUAAUAUAUUGUAUAUUAAACGGGAUAAGCCCGAUAAUCUGGUCUUAUGGUAGUGAUAUGUAGUUAGUUGUUUAUUCUUCUAGGUAGCAUGGACAAAAAGGAGAGACCGAGUUCUAGAGGAAGAGCUAUAAUGAAAGAACUAAACGAGAGGCAGAGGCGGUUGCAGAAUAAGGAGUUGUCGUUAAAUGUUUCGGAGAAGAAGGUAGAAUCUGAUAUAGAGCAGUUGGUGGCAGAAUCGAUUGCGUCGUGUCCAACAAAUAAUAGCUUUUCAAGACCUAAACCGCACGUCGAUAGUCCAAUUAUGUUGGCGGGAAAGUGGACGUUUCCUAAGGAUUCGUCACCUGUUGUUAAGUUGGAGGGAGGAAGUCUUGAUAGUUGUUCAACUAACUCUACAAUUAUGGAACAAGAACCGCAGGAGGAGAUGAGUACGGAGGCGAGAGAGGCGAUAAUUGCCAAAGAGCAAGCGGAGAAGGAGGAGAAGAAAAAGCGAAAGGAGGCGGUUAUUAGUAGCUAUCAAGAGAAAAAGAAUAGGAGAAAGCCGCUUUCGCCUAGGCUUCAACUCCAUUUCCCUGGCUUUAGAAUCUUUAAUAAGCCAACAUUCCUUGCAAUGGCAAGAUUGAAUAAGAAAGGUAAAAAGUCGACAAAAGGAAAAUCGACUGCGAACGAAUCCGAAAUGUUUACCCAAACUACAUUAAACAAGAAUGACGCAUCCGAUAGCCUGUCGCUAGACGACGAAAUUGAAGAUAACAUGAUGAAUGAAAGACAAGAGCAGAGGAUGGAGAAUGACAACGACGACGACGAUAAUUUAAUAUAA
This is a messenger RNA of Dimorphilus gyrociliatus, 935 nucleotides long. The record is from the annotation of a GenBank genome assembly. Lineage: Eukaryota; Metazoa; Annelida; Polychaeta; Dinophilidae.